This is a messenger RNA of Glarea lozoyensis ATCC 20868, 2862 nucleotides long. Its product is annotated as Subtilisin-like protein. The coding region runs from base 1 to 2862 and encodes 953 amino acids. NCBI's taxonomy places the organism in Eukaryota, Fungi, Ascomycota, Leotiomycetes, Helotiales, Helotiaceae. Gene Ontology annotation, biological process: proteolysis. Gene Ontology annotation, molecular function: serine-type endopeptidase activity. The record is from RefSeq and is a predicted model, not a curated record. The transcript has 6 exons.
AUGUUGAAAUAUGUCAUUGCAUAUGCCCACGGCUCCUCGUCCUCGUUGUCGCAAUCGCCCGGUCCCGCGGCUUUAGCUUUGCUUUCUAUCUUCGCUCACGCUGUUGUUGACAAGAUCAAGACAGAUGCUUCUAGUCUCACGGGACGUGGGAUUAUUGUCUUCAAAUCGAUUCUCACCUCCUACCUUCCAUCCAUUCAGGAACAUUUCAGCCCUUCUCUUGACCAGCUUCAAUAUUCGACAGAUCGUAGACGGACUUUAGCAAUUCUUGAAAAUUUGGAGAAGCUUUUCCAGUGGCCAUCUUGUGUUGAGCGAGUCCAUGUCAAUUAUUUCGAUCCCAGCCACUACCCGAAGCUCACUGAGCUCCUGUUAAAGGGCAACUCUGCCCAACGAGAACUGCAAAUUUUUGCGACCGCUCUGGCAACAAAAAACCAAUCUGCUUCUGCUCUUUGGAAGCAGCUAGUCGAUUCGUUGGAAGAUUUCUUCGAGCCUGAAAUUGAGGAACGUGGUCCAGAUCUAUCCGAGUUGCAGGAAUGGGACGUGGCAAAUGAAGAUCCCGACGACAAUCAAGCCUUCGUACUGAAUUUACACAAGGCGCUUUGGGAACAUUUUCUUUUCAAUUGCCAAUACGAAUGGGAAUCAGUUAUUACCAAUCUCCGCUUGAAUUGGUGGUCUAAGGAAGAACUUGCGGGGACAUAUGCUGUAUGCUUUUCCCUAUUCUUCUUGGGUGACCAAAGACCUGAAAAUUGGAAUGCGGCUUGCCAAUGGCAGGAUACCCAGAUAUCAGUCUUCAAGUUGAACAAAGUAAUUCUUGUGGAGCCUCAAGAGGUCGACGUAGCCGAGGCCGAGAAAGGCACACUAGUGCUUCUUCCAUCAGGCGCAUCAGAGAACAGCAAGGACUGUGACGAGACCGUCUCGUCGUGUUCUGAAGAUGAUGAUGGUGACGAAUUCUGGGAAUUACUCGGUGUUCCGACGCAAUCUCAGCUUAAAUUUGCAUAUGCCGCGUCUUUCAAGUACAGAGGACCAAGCCAGGCAAUCCGACCAUCCCUCAGAAACUAUCCUAGCGUGUCUCUCACGAAAUUGCUGGGAUCUGAGAAAUUCAACGAUAAACCGAAACUCUUACUCUCGUUUUUGUUAGUGCGUACGCUUUGGCAAUACUACGAAUCAGACUGGAUGGGCGAAGACUGGAGCAAAGACUCUGUUCAUUUUAUGUUCAAUGAGCAUGAUGGUGUUUCCAAGGUCAUAUCAGUCAACGAGCCUUUUUUGCAAACACGUUUCAACAUAGUUGACCAAAGUAACGAGAUUGAAAGCACAUCAAAACCAACGACAGUUCGUUCUAGUAAGAAACAGCAUAAAAAGCACCUCAAACACCAAGCUAAAUUGCGAACUCAUCCAUAUCCAAAAGUGUUGGCAUUAGGAAUAAUGCUCCUCGAGAUAGAACUAGGCCAAAGAAUUGAAAACUUUGGUGGCCGGGAAUGUAACGAUUCAGAUGAAGUCAAUGUCCUUCACAACAUUGGGGUCAAGGUUCUUAGGAAUGAAAAGGUUUGGCCACCGAAGGGAAUUUACACCGCCGUAAAACGCGCCAUAGAGAUAUGCAUCAAACCCGAUCUUGAGGUCUUAGGUACCAACAAGAAAUUGCUGCGAGGCAACUUCUUUCACGCUGUUGUAGGGCCUCUGAAGGCGAUGGUCGCUGGGGCAUGGCCGAAUGCCGAUACGCAAGAGAUGAACCCAAUCGUUUUCGAAGAUACAGAUUUUUCACCAUCACCGGUAGCUGGUGAGCUUAGCAUUCACAACACCAAAACUAAUAACUCUGGCUAUGCUAUCAAUCCUCCAGCCCCGCCACCAAGCAAUAGCGCAUUAAACAUUGGAAAGCCUUCCGUAGCUAUAGCUGGAAACGUAAUGGCAACAGAUUCACCGAUUACAGUCGAUCAAUGGUUUGAAAACUUGGACGAUUUCGAUUACGCCCUCAAGAUCUCAAAAAGUAGGAGAAACGAGAACUGUCAACCUAUCAAAGUAGCAAUACUUGAUACUGGUGUUCUUGAAUCGUAUUACCAGGCCGAUCAAAUGUUCCAGAAAAGCAUCAAAAAUUACAAAGAUUUUGUGUCUGAUGAUUUAACUACACGACGAGAGAAUACCGGCCAUGGAACCAAUUGCAUUCAGCUGCUUCAAAAAGUAUACGCAGAUGCAGAGAUCUAUGUGGGUCGUGUCUUUCAGGGGUCUCAGGCGACUGACAACACACAUAAGCUCAUGGCAGCAGCAAUCAAACAUGCAGUAGAUGUAUGGAAAGUAAAAGUUAUAUGCAUGCCCUCUGGCUUCACAACGGCAAGCCAAGAGAUUGACGAUGCCAUCUCCACAGCUAUCUACGCCAGAACACUCGUCUUCGCAGCAGCUUCCAAUCUGAGCAAUUUCACCAGUAUCGCCUUCCCAGCACGUCUCUUCCAAACAUUCCGCCUGUUUUGCAUGUUCUCCACCAUCGCUGGCGCAAAACCGACUUGUUACUUCAAUCCCGCCGCCCACAAAAAGGCUCGAUACAAUUUCGCUAUCUUAGGUGAAGGAAUACAAGUCCCACCAAUCCACAAUGGAGCUAUCCAGAAUCCACUCUCAGGAACUUCCUUCUCUACUAUAGUCGCUGCUGGUGUAGCCGCUAAGAUCAUCGACUUCUCCAGCCAUCCAGACGUGCGCGGUAAGAUUGAUGAUGUUGACGCUUUGUGCCAGGUCGAGGGUAUGUCGGAAGUCUUCGCGCAGAUGGUGUCGGCGGUGGAUAAUAGUUAUCAUUGUCUUACACCUUGGAAAUUGUUACGUGGAUGGAGACCAGAGGAUGCCGAGGAGGAGGAAAUGCGACUGGCGGGUUGUACUGCGUGGUAA